This is a messenger RNA of Petromyzon marinus (sea lamprey), 6106 nucleotides long. RefSeq names its product F-box only protein 30-like. The record is from RefSeq and is a predicted model, not a curated record. Gene Ontology annotation, molecular function: zinc ion binding; protein binding; ubiquitin protein ligase activity. NCBI's taxonomy places the organism in Eukaryota, Metazoa, Chordata, Hyperoartia, Petromyzontiformes, Petromyzontidae.
CGCGUUUGUCACCUUCCUUCACCACACGUUUGUCAGUCUGGGGCCACCGUAGCCCAUACAACAGCGGAGGGCGCAUCGUUCAAUGGCGGUGCCGGGAAGCGGCGGCUGAAGCUGGAAUGCUACGACCCGGGACGCCGGAGAUGGAAGGGAGCGGCGUGCACGCGCACUGCUCCGCGUGCGUCAGCCGCCGGUGCAAGACGCGCGCCGCGCCGGGCAUCGCGUGCGAGCUGCUGGCGUGCCCAGCCUCCUGCGGCGCCGUCUUCCACGCCUGCAAGAGCCAGGAGCACCGGCUGCUGUGCCCGCAGGAGCGUGUGCCGUGCCUCAACGCGGCCUACGGCUGUCCCUUGACCCUGGCGCGUCGCUCCGUGGGCUCGCACCUGCGCUCGUGCCCCGCCAGCGUGGUGUGCUGCACCAUGGAGUGGAACCGCUGGCCCGUCAGGGUGGGGGAGAACCAGCGGCGCCCGCACGAGACGCAGGGCGCGACGACGUCCGGCGACUCGACGGAGCAGCUGGACAUGGCGCUGGCGCAGAGGGACCAGCGCAUGCUGCUCGAGUCGCUCAAGGUGAUGACGCUCUUCCCGGAGCUGGCCUCUAAGGUGGCGCUCGUCGGAGACAGCAGCGACGACGACGUCUCGUCCGUGGCUUCGGGCUCCUCCUCCGCGACGCCAUCGCUCUUCCUGCCCCCCUCGGCCUCCGUGUCCGUCUCUCUGUCGGAUGGCGAGGCGGGCCCCGCCGGCGGGACACUGGAGAAGCUGUACCGCGCCAGCGUCGAGACGACGCGCAGCCUGGCCAAGGCCUACAGCAUCCUGGAGAGGGCCACGCGCGAGAUGGAGCGCAUGGGCCACGCGGCGGAACAGCCGGCGGCCGACGAGGCGCAGGCCAUCGCCGGGCCCAGCGGCCUGACGCCGCUUUCGCUCGCCGGCAAAGUUCCGCCGGCGGCGGGGACGGCGUCCGGAAUUCCGGCAGCUCGGGACUUGGUGGGGCUCGAAUCGAACGGCGCGGUGGGCGCGGCGGUCAACGGCGGUUCGGACGGGAUAAACGGCGAGGGGGCGUCAUCGCGGCGUUCUCGGAGAGGCGUUCCCGUGGUGGGUGGCGGCGACGGUGGUGAGGGUGGGGGGGCGCCGGCCGUUGUUCCCGCGCGCCGAGAAGGAGCGGAGGAGGCGCCGGCAGCAGCGGCGGCGUCUGCACGGGCGGCGCCCGACCGGCGGGAUUGCGCCGUGCCGCGUUCGCGAGCGCCCCUCAGCGUGGCGCGCUCCGAGGAGUCGCUCAGCAGCUGCGACUCGUACGUGGACGCGGUGGACGCGGUGGACGCGGUGGACGGGGCGGGCGCGGCGAACGCGGCGGGCGACACGUUUUUAGGCGUGGCGAAUUCGGUGGACUUGGUGAACGUGGUGGACGUGGCCGACGUGGCGGACAUAAUAGACUUCAUGGACACGGAGGACGCAACGGAGGCGUGCGACCCGGCAAAUGGGGCCUGGGCCGACGUCGACACAGCCUGCACGAACGGGAAAUCCGGGUCGCGCCGUUCGGUUCACAACGGCCUCGUCGGAUUCGCGCGCGCGAACGGGCCGACGCGAAGCGCCGCCUGGGACGGGAGCGCCGAUGCGGCCAGUUCCGCUUCGGCGGCGGCAUCGGCCGCGGCUUCCUUGCUGGGCGCCGCCUGCAGCGAGCUGCUCGAGAGAGUGGAGAGCCUCGAGCCGCGGGCCGAAGCGCCGGUGUCGUCGCGCCGCUGGGAGGGCGAGGACUCGGGCGAGCCGGGUGCCCUCGGGGCCUGCGUGAGCCGGCGGCAGCGCGAGGCGGCGCGGCUGCGUCUCCAGCUGCACGGGAGGAGACCGGCGUGGCGCGGCGACGCGGAGUCGCCGGCGCGCGCGCGAGUUCGCGACGGCGAGCUUGGCGCCGCCUACGCCAACGGCCACGCGGCCGGCCCCGGCAAUCGGACUGCGCCGUCUAACGGCGAGCCCGUCGACGGCCUCCACCAGCUGGGGGCACCGCCGAACGCGCCGGUUGCAGGUGGAGGAGAUGCGGCGGCGGCGGCGGCGGCGGCGGUGGUGGAGCAGUUCCCGCCCACGUGGGAGCGUGCCGUAUUCGCCCAGUGGCGGCCACGCGUCUUCAGCGAGACGGACGGGUCCGGAGUUUACGCGGCUCACACCGGAGAGCCGAGGCCGUUCCGGCCGCCCGACUCGUUCCGCCGGUGCUACCUCGGCGACCUGUACCGCUGGAAGCGGCGCAUGCAGGACAAGUCGGUGGACACGGGCGACCUGGCGAGGGAGCGGCGGGGCGGCGAUGACGGCGGCGUCGGGGAGGUGGGUCCGGGCAUCGACCUAGUGACAGCCGCCCUCCUCUUCUGCCUGGACGGGGAGUCGCCAUGCGGGCGCGGCGUGUCGGACCGGCGCGUCUCGCCCGACGGGGCCCGCACCGACACCGGCACGCAGACCUUCAGCCUCCCGUCGGCCGUGCUGGCCACGCGCACCAUGGUGGGCGAGAUGGCCUCGGCGCCGGCCUGCGACCACGCCAGCCCACAGCUCUCCAACCCGAGCCCCUUCCCGCGGCUGGGCCUGGACCUGGUGCUGGAGUGCGUGACGCGCUACCAGGCCAAGCCGCGCUCCAUGUUCACCUUCGUGUGCGGCCAGCUGUUCCGGCGCGACGAGUUCCCGCACCACUUCAAGAACGUCCACGGCGACAUCCACGCGGGCCUCAACGGCUGGCUGGAGCAGCGGUGCCCGCUGGCGCACUACGGCUGCCCCUACACGCAGCAACGGCUCUGCCCGUCGGCGCCCGGCGCCAAGGUGGUGCACAGCACGCGGCUCGGCUCGUUCGGCGUCCUUCCCUUUGUGCCGCCCGAGCACCGCGACUACGGACGGUCGGCGGCGCCGUCGCCGAUCGCGUCGUCGUCCGACGACGACGACGACAGGGCUCGCCCCGCGCCGGCGCUGGGCGACUCGGGGGAGCGCGACCGGCUGAGCCGGCUGCCCCUGGAGGUGCUGCAGCAGGUGGCGCGGCGGCUGGACGGGUACAGCCUGUGCCAGCUGUCGCUGGUAUCGCGCCUUCUGCGGGACGUCUGCAGCGGCGUGCUGCCCGAGAAGGGGAUGGUGACGCUGGUGUGGGAGCGCCGGCGCAGGCUCACCGGCGCCGGCGGCGGCGGCGGCGGUAGUUCUGCGUGGCGGGUCAAGCACAAGGUUCGUUGGUUGUUCGCUCGCUCGGCUUGUUCCUUUUGUGGCCCCGGGGGCUCGACCGCCAUCCUCACCCGCUGUCCCACGGUGCUCGCCAAACGGUGCCUGACGGUGGUCGGAGAUAGAGGGGGGCGGAAAGUAGCGGGGUUUUUUUUAUUAAAUAAAAAACGUCGUGCGCAAUUCCGCCGAUGCGCGAGCAUUCUCGUUCUCACAGUUUGGUUGUUUUUCCUUUCCGGCUGCAAGGAAUCUGAACGUCAUCGGCGACGGGGCGCGUUCGAUUACAACUUGGCUUUGAAAUGAAUCCGUUUGUGCGGCUCCGACGUGACGGAUUUUUUUGGGAUAACAAAAAAACAAAGACCGAACUGGACACGGAAAAUAAAGCACGAAAUAACAACGCCGUGUUUGGUUUUGAAACGAACGGGAAUACGAUUUGUGUUACAACCCGAGACUGCCUCGCCGAGAUGGGGUUCAGCGGGGAGUCACUGCGCGCACCGCUUGAUAAACACCGGUCCCCGCCGUGUCCCGUGACGGGACAUCUCGUGGGCUGGCGUUCCUGUAAUUGGAGGAGGGAACGACAGGGUCGGCAGUGCCGGCCAGCGUUCCUGCCGAGCUGUUUACAUCUGCGUUUUUUUUUCACGCGCUCUAAGAGAGCGUGGUGAAAGGAGGGCUGCAGGUGUGUGACGCAGUUUGUGGGUCAGUCGGGGUCCAGCGCUCGAGUAAGAUUGUAAAGGGGGGUGGCACUGGGGCGAGUCGAGGUGUGAGGAGAGUGGUCAGGACAGAUGAAGCUCAAAGAGCCAACUGUUUUGUUCCUGCACAGAGCACGCAGUUUGUUUUCCUGUGCAGUGUUGGAACUGUGAUAUCAGGCACCCCGGCGGAAUUUCUGUAUCAGGCCGGACUGCUGAUAAGUCUCAGAGAAGUCAUGUCUGGUCCAGAAUUUGCCUGCUUAAACACAUUUCGGUGGAAAGGAUUGGUCCUUAAGAUCGAUAGGGUGAUGGACAAGAAAUGUUACCGCUGCAUUGAGAAACAGGCUUUUGUCUCCGUUUAAUGACUUACAUAUUCAUUAACGGCCCUGUAAAUCUGCGAAGCGUCAAAAGUUUCGUUGUCUUGGUGGCGUUGACCCUCCCGUCCGUGUUUAUAACAACUUAUUUAUUAAACAGAGCCACGCUCGCAGGAAUAUUCUGCUCCGGCGUGGGGCCGGCACAUUUCUCAGGUGACGCUCAUUACCAAUUAACGAGCGGCAGAUUAUCCCCUCGUUACGUUUCAUCACCGUCGCCUCCCUCCGCGUGAUUAAUUAAUUGCCCUCCGCAGUUCGUCUGUGGUGGUGAGGACUCUUGUGGAUGAUAAUUGUCGCGAUUAGUCAUGUACCGGGCUGACUUUUCUCACUGAAUAUUUUCGUUCAGGUUGUUGGUAAGCCUCCAUUAGGAGGCACGUGACCAGUUGUAGCCACAGCCACGUAGCAACAUGUAUACUGGAUGUGGUGUGCCGGGCGAAGAAAUAUUUUCCAGAUCACGGACCUGGGCAGACCUGACUUAUAUUGAGUCUUACGCUCCUGAUAUAGCAACCAUGCAUAGAUUUUUUUUACCUUUUAUGAAAUGGUAAAAAUAUUGAUAUGAUAAUGUUAUGUUAUAUCAUAGCAUGCCGGACAAACCGAUGAAUAUAUUACUUUCCCCAUACUCAAUAUUAUCCUAAUUGCGCUGUCGGUAUCAAGGUUUGAGACAAAGAAUCCCUUCGGAGAGCUCGCACAACUUACAUUUUUUGGCAUACGAUCCACCAAAUGGGAUAUUACAGAGCUAGCACCGAGUCCGUGGGCCUCCCUAUCGUGAGUCUGUGGUACGUCGUAAGUAUAUCGGGGCGGGCGCGUGGAUUUUAACUCGGGCCCUCAGUGGUUGCAUGCCGCCCCGGCGCUCGUAACUUAUCUAGUACCCAGCUUCCUCUCGAAAACAAUGUUUCUGAGAGUCCACCGCUGUGGGCAGUGUGGAAAAAUUGCCCUCUCUUUGAUCACUUGGGAACCCUCAUCAGCCUCUGCUCAUGUGCUGGCUCGUUCCCCGUGCUGAAAGCUGCGAUGGCUGCGGGUCCUAGCGGUGGUUUUUCAUGCUCCGGUUACGGCGCUCACAUCUCGCCGCGACUGCCCGUCAUCAUAAUCGUCAUCAUAAUCGUCAUCAUAAUCGUCAUCAUAAUCGUCAUCACCACCGUCAUAAAAUAAUAUCGAGUUUUUAAAUCGUAGUCCCAUUUAUGCAACCGCAUCAGGCAGCGCUGUCCGCAAACACGGAGGCGCGUGUGUAUACAUUCAGAUCUGGCAGCCAAUUAAUGGGGGAAGAAACCGAACGGACCCAGGGACAACCCGCACGUGCGAGAGAGACUAACACUCUAUUCCAUGCAGUUGGGACAGAGAAGGAUUAGUCCACACUUUGCUAUACCCCUAUCUCCUGGCGAGCCAGGGCUUGGCUGCUCCACGGGGCCCACGGGGAAGGGUGCCUCCACAGUGCUGGAUCACAGGCCACGCGCGAAACCACCACCGCUCGGCCAUGUGUUGUUCAUGACGUGCAAACAACGACAACAACAACACCAGCAGCCUGUGUUAUUUUAGUUCCACAAUCAUGAAUGUUCCAGUUCUUAUUCUGUUCUGUGUGCAACAGUUUAGUUCAUCGCUGCACUCAAAAUGCAUUUGUCAUAUCGUCGGUAUCGGCUAUGCCCAAUCCACUGCUGGAUGAAGGCCUUCUGGAGUUCACAGGGUUCGAUUUAAUCUCCUCCACGUGGUUGUUUAAGCAACGCUGCAAGUUUCUUAAAUCCCCCCCCCCACCGCCAGCCGAUCAUUGCAGGUCACGCGCAGUGGGAUGGAGUGUCGGUUACGCCCCACGUCUUCCAGUAAAUCUGACCAGCGUGGAAGAGUCGACCAAAACCAAAAUAAAACGAAACUUUUUAUUUUACCAGGUAAG